Messenger RNA from Mugil cephalus (flathead mullet), 2171 nucleotides. It is a transcript of the gene vgll3, whose product is annotated as vestigial-like family member 3. Gene Ontology annotation, biological process: regulation of transcription by RNA polymerase II. Gene Ontology annotation, cellular component: nucleus. Lineage: Eukaryota; Metazoa; Chordata; Actinopteri; Mugiliformes; Mugilidae. The record is from RefSeq and is a predicted model, not a curated record.
UGUGGUCUGUUAUUCUGACAUACCGAAAAGAAAAAUGUAUGUAUCAGUUAAACUAGUUCGCAGCUAUCCUUCGACUCAUAGUCGUGAUAGAGCAUUGCUUAACUCCACUGCGCCAUACAGGCCCUUCCCCGGUGGGCGUGCGUAAUGGCCACAGCCCUCUCUAAAUAUAACUCCCCUCCAAAACAGAAAGAACCAGAGAAAAGGCAGAACGGAAUGCAUACUCUAUCAAACGCAGUCUGAAAACUUGUUAGGGAAGAGUUUCUUCCUUUCCCGGAUACAGCGUGUGUCUUAAACCGUUUUGAUCCAUUUUGUGGCCCCGGGUGGUGCUGGCGGAGCGCGCAGCGGGAGGCGCAUUGUCUGUAUGCAAACUGGACGACAUGGCCAUUGUAUGCGUUUGGGCAUAUAUGGAGCCGCUGAUGGCUCGGAGGACACAGCCCGUCUAAGGUCUCCGGGAGAGUCGCCCUCGGUUGUGUUCCGCCCGUCUCUCUCCUCGGACUUUCUCUUUUCUUAUCCUUUCCGCUGCGUCGCUAUGAGUUGCCUGGAUGUCAUGUACCACCAAAGCUAUGGAGCGCACUACCUCCCUGCAGCGGCGUACAAGGCGACGUACUAUAACCACCAUCACCAGCAACAACAGAGGAAGCUGAGCGUCUACAGUAAAAUGCAGGAGUGCAUGGAGCAGCAGCAGCAGCAGCAGCAGCAGCAACAGCAAGUAGGAGGAAGAGGUAUGCUGCCCAAGGAUCAGGGCCUCCGACACGGCACUGCAGCACCCGGUGCAGUGUCAAUCCGCGGAUCAGCGUCCGAUUCAGAGCUGAAGGACGGGAGUCAACCAGCAGAGGCCGAGUACCUGAGCUCCCGGUGCAUACUCUUCACCUACUUCCAAGGUGAAAUUGGCGACGUGGUGGAUGAGCACUUCUCCCGUGCUCUUAGUCAGUCCAGCGCCUUCAGCAGCGAGACCAAGCCCAUCAGAGUGACUCAGCCUUCUGCAUCGGCCACUGCUGGUUUAUGGAAAGAUGGUGGACCAGUCCCUGAGGGUCAGGGCAGCUCAGCUUGGAACAGCACUUACCCAUCCCAGGCCAGUCCCUGCCUUCCCUCGGUCUCUGUUUCAGUCCACCCGGACUUCUCCCCCAGCCCUGUUUCCUUCAACCACCCGGAUGGAGGCCUCUGGGCCGGCCACAUGCUCCCCCAGGCCAGCCUCCCGCCCGCGCCUGAUAGCUGGACCUACAGCCUGAACCCCCAGAGCACAAGUGGCUACCCCAGUGUCCAUGACGUCUACCACCCCCACCCCCACUCCCACAUCCACACCAGACACCACCACCCUGUGCUUCACCCGUACCCAGCCCACAGCCCAGCGCUGGAUCCCAGGUUCAGUCCCCUCCUGCUGCCUGGUGUUAGGAGCCAGAACCAGCCAGCCACCAGCACAGCCAGUUCCCCACACAGCGAGGUGGUGAAGACAGAGAUGGACCCUAGCAGCAACAGCCCUGUCACGGCUACCUCUGUCACCUGGACACCUUCUGCCCUCCAUGGGUCUUUGGAGGCGUUUGACUCAGCUCUUGAUCAGACCAAAGCAAAGACAUCAGUUUGGUUCUAGCUGAUGUACUGGCAAAAAGAUGGAACAUUAUUUCACACCAAAAAAAAAAAAAAAAAAAAGGACUUGUGGCUUUAUAAAUGUGUGGCUGCAACACCAGCACUGUAAUGUAAAAUGUAGAUAGAGAAAGCUUACUGUAGCUCAGUCUACGAGUCCUGCACUGUCCACACAACUAUUAUGGGCUAUGAACUCAGGCUUGGAUUUAAAUAACGGUGAUCACAUGCUUUGGCCGCACGUCAAAGCCCUUGAAGAACAAUAAAAGUAAAAAUAAAGGACUACUAGCUUUAAAUUGGAAGGCGCCUUCUUUGUCGGCACAAGACACCAUUUCCUUUACAUGCAAUGUGAGACCAAGUGGUUCUGUUUCAAGAGCUUGAUUUUGAUCCACAUUUCUGUUUUGUACAGUGAAUGUUUGUUGUUGACUGUAAAUUGCUUUUUGCGUGUGUACAGUUUUGCCCUAUGCCUAAUUGUUGUUUGCUGGAUGGCUAAAAUUGUUGCUUGAACUCUGCCUUUACUAUUUUGCCUUUCGGGGAACGUGUAGUGUAAAUAUUGGUACUUUAUGUUUAAGUAAUAAAUUUGCUAAACUGUA